GAAAAAACCUCUUAAACGUGUUUUGAAUGUAGCGAGAAAAUAAUUUUUAUAAGUGUGCAUCUCAUUUGGUGCUGAAACUUGUUGUUUUCUCAGUCCGCAUCCAUGACUUUUGGCACAAAAUUUGACGAGUUCGUAUCUCAAGCGCAAAUACGCUUCGCAAUUGUUCUUUGUCGUUGUAAAAGGCGCACCUAAAGCAAAAAUUAUUGAAAGCAAUCGUUCAACGGUUUUGGGAAGGAAAUGUUUUUUCAUGUCAAAAUUCGUAGCUAAGCGUUGCGUGACAGGAGUUUGCAACUGGGGUGGAAAUUGAAACGGGGUGGAAAUUGGUUUUCAAGCUAAGAGAACAUUUUUUUUUUUCCAUCGAUUUCCUUAAGAACAGAAUAACAAAGGAAACGAAACGAAGCUGAGAAAAACAGCUGUCCACUAUUAAGGCAAUCUAUCGCACCUUUAUGACCCCUGCUGAUUGCCUAUAGACGAGAUUGAAAUAGAUAUUAUUGAUUCUCCCAAUUCAGAGACUAACGAAUGGAAAAUUUGCAAGUUAGUUUCACAGUCAAAAUUGGGACAUUGAAUUAAACGGACACCAUUUAUUAAACGUACAUUAGCCAAGAUCCCAAGAAAUAUGUGAUUCCCUUGUUUACUGUAAAUAAUAUCUUGGACACCUUUUAUAUUAGUAGACCUGAAAACCUCGAAGGUGGCUGGCUAAAAUGGGUCGUCUCUAUUAUUUAAAUUUAGGACGGCUCUCAACACCCAAGCAUAAGCCGUGCGCAGACGCAGUAAGAGUUUGUUAAAUUGCGGUUUCGUAAGGAAAUUCCUCUUGCAAAGGCGCUAAUAUGUAUUCAUGUGUUAUGUUGCGGCUCGUGCUUAUGCACAACGUAGGAGUGAAGACCAACCUUAAAGGACCCUUGUAAUUAGAUUCUACUAUCCAACGUGCCCGAUACGGAAAAAUCUGACCAAGCUUUAAGACUGGCCGAGAUAUUGAUGAAGUAUUCCGGCUCGGUCAAGCUCGUUAUCAUUGAAAGAAGAACCUCUGUCCGUUGUCACUGUAAGAGUUAACCACCUGGCACAGAUGAUCAAUCUCCACAAUGAAGAACCCGGGACAAACUAGCGUUUUUGUCCUAAAAUUUCGAUUGCGAAAUUUGUAGUUACUUUUCGUCUAACGUUCUGUUUUCAAUUUUCAGCUUUAUGUGGUCGUCUGUAAGUGAGAUAUCUCACCUCCGUCACAUUCUUACAUAUCUAUCACAUCUCGUGCAUUUCCGUAGUUUGGUCACGAGAACUUUGUGGUCUAACCUAAGUAACUGUAUCUUAUACGUACUUUGAUAAAUUUUCCUCUUAGUAAAACAAAACAAAUGAGCGCAAACACAUCAGUAUAGUUUAGGAGAGUAAUUUCAGAAGUAUCCAACAUCAAAAUCAGUGGUAUCUGACAAAUCAGCCCUAUGUUAAAAACAGACAAUAGCUAAAUAUAGAGAAUUGCCCCGAGGGUGUCCCUUCAUACAGGUUUGACAGUGUUUACACUUGAGUCUCGUGAACGAAUUUGAAUACAUCACUUUGGAAUUUGGAAUUUGGACCCUGUUGAACUAAUUCUUUUUUGCCACCUCAAACGGACCACGGAAGACGUGCGCAAAAUCUCGAGACGAAAAGAAUAACUUCCGCACACAAGCCCGGACAAGAAUGGAAAAGCAGAUCUUUCUGCGAAUUGUCUUCGGCAUUGUCUUGAAAGACGUAUUCACAACUGGAGUUAAUGCCUACUCAUGCCCUAGUUCCCCCGUCACGUAUGCCUCAGAAGGUGAUAACGUAACGAUGUGCUGGAAACUCUUGCCGGAGAACGAAAUAUUGCGCUUCUCAGUGAUGGCUUUGAAAAGACCAGUGGAAGCGGUCAUGGAGAAAGUGGCGACAGUAAACAGAGAUGGAACAUUCUUCAAGUUCUACGAAGUGUUCCAUGACGGCUUGUACGUGAACCGAGUAACUGCGGACGCUGAUUUGCAGACUUCGGAGUUGUUUCUAAGAUUGACAAAUUUUACCAGCAAGAUGCAGAAUAUCUACUGUAUAAAGUACGAGAUACUAGGCAAAGAUGACGUCAGCACUUGUCAUUCUGAAGCCCUGAUUUUGCGAGAUAUAGGUUUGCAACCCCCCAAGACCACAGUGGAAACUACCACAGUGGCAGUAACAAACAGAACAGAAGCAAAAGCACCUCCAACUAAAGGACGACGCGUUGCCUCUUCUAAUCAAAACACAAUAAUAAUAAUAAUUAUCCUCGGCUGUUUGCUUGGAGUGGUAUCUGUCCUCGCUAUAAUAGGCUUCAUGCUUUUUUGCCACGCAAGAAAGAGAGAGCCAUUACCAGCUAAGCCAAAAGAACCUCUAGUGAAAAAAGUGUAAAGAUAUUGCUACCUGGUAGAGUGUUUGGACAUUUCUCAUGUUUGAAGCUUUGUAAGAUUGGCCUGGCACAGAGAUACAAUCCGCUGAUCGCUUUUCGCCAUGUGCACAAGUUAUAGUCACAUUAGGCUCUUUCGAAUGUUAUACAUUCUUCUAUUUAUUAUAUUUGCUACGCAUGUAAAGUAAAAAAAAAAGACUUACCGGUAUAGUGGAACCCCGUUCCCAGA
This is a messenger RNA of Orbicella faveolata, 2594 nucleotides long. RefSeq lists its product as uncharacterized. NCBI's taxonomy places the organism in Eukaryota, Metazoa, Cnidaria, Anthozoa, Scleractinia, Merulinidae. The record is from RefSeq and is a predicted model, not a curated record.